AAACCACAGAGCAGCCUCAGCUGAGCUGUCAAUCAGCAGCUUAUCUGUGGGCUGAUGGGAGGUUUGAGGAGCUGUUAGAAACCACAUGAGCUCGUCUGCUCAAACAGCUCGUCCUUGUUUGGCCUCGGCUGCAUCAGAGCUCCACUUCUCCUCAGCUCCUCCAGAGGAAACACCACUGCACACAAUGCUUUUCCUCCCAGCUGCUGCUCUCUGCUGUCUGUGUUCAGAGCAGCAGGUAGUGAAGCCCGUGGUGAGCGUGUACCCAGCAGCCUCCAGAGAUCCCCUGAAGAACCACCUGCUGUGUGUGGCCUCAGCCAUGUUCCCUCGUGAGGUCCAGUUCUCCUGGAAAAGACUGAAGCAGAACGGCGACCUGGAGGAGCUGAACUCCAGAGAGGGAGAGCAGCUGGAGCUCAGAGAGUCGGGACGCUUCACCUCCAUCUUGGUGCUCGGUCAGCAUGAUGUUGAAACAAAAUAUCGCUGCUCUGUGAAGCACGAGGGAGGAACAGUGGAGGCUGAAACAGAGCAAGUCAUAAAGGUCACUGCCCCUCCAUCUACUGCUCCAUCGACUCGUCCUCCUCCCUCUACUCCUCCUCCUACCCUUCCUCCCUCUACUCCUCCUCCUCCUCCUCCUCCAGCCGUCCCUUCACCACUCUGGUCCAGAGAGAGGCUGCUCUGCCUGCAGUACACAGUGCUGAUAGUGAAGAGUGUGGUCUACUGCUUUGGACUCUCUCUGAUGAUGAUCCUCAGAAACAAAGGACCGUCCACCAGCUCCACACAUGCUGACUGACCUCCAAGAGCUUUGACGUCUCACUCACACCUGCUGGAAAACUCAAACAUGUUUUCUGUCAUCAACUGUAAAGAACAACAAAGAUUAUCUUGAAACAAUCUUCCUCCUGAACACAUGUAGAAAACACAGAGAAUAAGAAUAGAAAGAGGAACUUCAGUUCAGUCAGUAUUUUAAACAAAGAAACUAAUGACAU
Salarias fasciatus (jewelled blenny) is the source of this 980-nucleotide messenger RNA. RefSeq lists its product as uncharacterized. Lineage: Eukaryota; Metazoa; Chordata; Actinopteri; Blenniiformes; Blenniidae. The transcript is spliced from 3 exons. The record is from RefSeq and is a predicted model, not a curated record. Bases 86 to 787 code for a protein of 233 amino acids.